AUGGCCAACAGUAACAGUGCGAAAAUUGAGUCAUUGAGCGACUUGUCAGAGCAGUUACCAUGUGAUUCCGUGGAAGCCCCGCGAAGGAAAAAGAGGCAUCUUCAUGCAGAUGAAAGAGCACGACUUGCUUAUGAAAGAAUUCAAGCAGAACGCAAAGAGCAAGCUGAGAAGCGUAGAGUCGAACGAGAAAGCAAACGAAAGGCGUUGGAGAGUUAUCUGUCAACGAAGCGCAAAAUGAAUAGGGCACUUCUGAGGAGAAAUAAAAAAGGACAGCCAAAUCUGAACGCUCAAAUCGAAGUUCUGUUGGAAAAGAUUGAAAAGCGUACGCUGAAGUCAUGA
Gongylonema pulchrum is the source of this 339-nucleotide messenger RNA. NCBI's taxonomy places the organism in Eukaryota, Metazoa, Nematoda, Chromadorea, Rhabditida, Gongylonematidae. The record is from the annotation of a GenBank genome assembly.